This is a messenger RNA of Nannospalax galili (Upper Galilee mountains blind mole rat), 2757 nucleotides long. It is a transcript of the gene Fgf13, whose product is annotated as fibroblast growth factor 13. Gene Ontology annotation, molecular function: fibroblast growth factor receptor binding; growth factor activity. The record is from RefSeq and is a predicted model, not a curated record. Gene Ontology annotation, cellular component: cytoplasm. Lineage: Eukaryota; Metazoa; Chordata; Mammalia; Rodentia; Spalacidae. Gene Ontology annotation, biological process: positive regulation of cell population proliferation; fibroblast growth factor receptor signaling pathway; positive regulation of gene expression. Bases 752 to 1489 code for a protein of 245 amino acids. The transcript is spliced from 5 exons.
GGCCGCCGAGGCAGGGAGGGGGCCGCCGGGAGGCCAUCGCGCUCUUCGGGAGGGUGCCUGCAGCAACUGGAUUCCUGUGCUGCGACUGUGCCGCGCCCAGAGCAGCAACCACAGCGACGAUGCCAGGCCAUUACCUGUUUGAUCCCUUCUGGAAAGCUGGCGCCAGCCAACUUUUGCCGACCAUCAAGCCUAGAAGUUGCAAGGACUAGUGGAAGCGCCGGAGGGGCCAGGACAAGGGCGCGCUGCCUCCUCCCUCCUCGCGCCAGCCGCCCGCGCCCGCGGCCUCUCUCCCGCCCGCCCGCCGCCCGCGCGCUCUCCCUCUGCCCGCCUCCCUCCUCCGGCCCCCUCCACGCGGCACAGGGCGGGGGGUGGGGGGGUGCCGUGAAACUCCGACCCGAGCCGCUUGGACUCGCACAGUGUCCUCGGGGCUCAGGGGCCGAGCGCACGCAGUAGCAAGCGCAGCUCUCUGCCUCCUCCUGCCAGUCCAGCCACGAUCCCGGCCCGGGGCUGUGGCAUCGGUUCGGACCCAGGCAUCCAGCAGCCUUCGCGGGAGCCGGACCACCGUCAGGGGAGCUCGGACGGCAUGCUGAGCCCCCUCCUCGGCUGAAGCCCGAGUGCUCAGAAGCCCGGGCAAAGCGCAGGCUAAGGAGACCCAGGCGGCAAAGGCGCGAGCAGGCAGCAGCGGAGGAGCAGGAGGAGGCGAAGGCAGAGCGGGGCCCCUAAAGAAGUGGUGGUGGUGGGCGUCGUGGCCAUGGCGGCGGCUAUCGCCAGCUCGCUGAUCCGGCAAAAGAGACAAGCCCGCGAGCGCGAGAAAUCCAACGCCUGCAAGUGUGUCAGCAGCCCCAGCAAAGGCAAGACCAGCUGCGACAAAAACAAGUUAAACGUCUUUUCCCGGGUCAAACUCUUUGGCUCUAAGAAGAGGCGCAGAAGGAGACCAGAGCCCCAACUUAAGGGUAUAGUUACCAAACUAUACAGCCGACAAGGCUACCACUUGCAACUGCAGGCAGAUGGAACUAUUGAUGGCACCAAAGACGAGGACAGCACUUACACUCUGUUUAACCUCAUCCCUGUGGGUCUUCGAGUAGUGGCUAUUCAAGGAGUUCAAACCAAGCUGUACUUGGCAAUGAACAGUGAGGGAUACUUGUACACCUCGGAACAUUUUACACCUGAGUGCAAAUUCAAAGAAUCAGUGUUUGAAAAUUAUUAUGUGACAUAUUCAUCAAUGAUAUACCGUCAGCAGCAGUCAGGCCGAGGGUGGUACCUGGGCCUGAACAAAGAAGGAGAGAUCAUGAAAGGCAACCACGUGAAGAAGAACAAGCCUGCAGCACAUUUUCUGCCCAAACCACUGAAAGUGGCCAUGUACAAGGAGCCGUCACUGCACGAUCUCACGGAGUUCUCCCGAUCUGGAAGUGGGACCCCGACCAAGAGCAGAAGUGUCUCCGGAGUGCUGAACGGAGGCAAAUCCAUGAGCCACAAUGAAUCAACGUAGCCAGUGAGGGCAAAACAAGGGCUCUGUAACAGAACCUUACCUCCAGGUGCUGUUGAAUUCUUCUAGCAGUCCUUCAGCCAAAAGUUCAAAUUUGUCAGUGAGGUUUACUAAACACACAGGCAGAGUUCCCCAUUCCAUCUGCCAUUAGACCUGGUUAUCAUCCACACAAAAGCCCCAUAAUUUAGAUUGAGCUUGUGUAAAAGAAUGCCACGCAUUAUCGAUUAACUAAAUAUGGGAGAAGGACUGCCAAAUUUUCUCAUGAUCUCACCUAUACUUUGGGGAUAACACACCCGAAAUAUUUCACAGCACUAGCGCUGAUCAAAAGUUCUUCUCCCACCAAGAAAAUUUUAAAAGACCACAAUUAUUCUUCAAAAACAAAAAUACUACAAGUCAAAAUUAACUGCUUAAAUGUUUUGUAGGGGCAAACAAAUUGUGUGAACUGUGUUGUUUUCUUGGCUUAAUGUUUUCUAUCUAUGCUUGAUUCAAAUGUACUCCUUACUUUCAUAUAGUGCAACUUUAUGAUUUCUGAAAUGAAAUGGUUCUUUGAUUCUGUCACUUAAUCCAAAUCAACUAAAUUCAGGGUUGAAUCUGAAUUGGCAUCUCAGGCUCAAGGUAACAGUGUUCUUGUAAUUUUCCAAUUUUCCUUUUUUUUUUUUUGUAAGAUUCAUAGCAUUCUGGUCAACUUUUUGUGCUGUGCUUUCUGCAUAGAAAUUGAGUUGUAUCAUCAACCCCAGUCAGUAAACAUAAGUUGAAAAAAAAGAGUAUCCUCAAGUGUAGAUUUCUCUUAAUUCCAUUUGUAGAUCAUGUUAAUCUAUUGUGGCUUCUUAUGUAAAGACGGGAACUGUGGAACUGUGAUGCUGUCUUUUGUGUUAUUCAAAUAAGAACUGUCUCAUCUGUACAUGUAUGAGUCCUCCUGUCAUUGUAUUUGGCACGUGAAUAUCGUGUACAAGGAAAUGUUAAGACCGGUUACCCCUAAACAACAUAUAUUAUACUUGCUACUGGAAAAGUGUUUAAGACUUAGCUAGGUUUCCAUUUAGAUCUUCAUAUCUGUUGCAUGGAAGAAAGUUGGAAUCUUGGCAUAGAGUUGCAUGAUAUGUAAGAUUUUGUGCAUUAAUAAUUGUUAAAAUCUGUGUUCCAAAAGUGGACAUAGCAUGUACAGGCAGUUUUCUGUCCUGUGCAAAAAAAGUUUAAAAAAGUUGUUUAAUAUUUGUUGUUGUAUACCCAAAUACGCACCGAAUAAACUCUUUAUAUUCAUUCAAAGAAAAAAA